Molecule: messenger RNA, 1108 nt
Organism: Nematostella vectensis (starlet sea anemone)
Lineage: Eukaryota; Metazoa; Cnidaria; Anthozoa; Actiniaria; Edwardsiidae
Exons: 3
Coding region: 287-793 (168 amino acids)
Source: RefSeq, a predicted model, not a curated record
UAUUGUUAAUAUUCUGACUAUGGACUUCAAUAUACGCAGUUAUUUCCGAGGAAAAUGUAGAUGGGAAGAAAUAGGGAGUAAUGUAUGCUUCGCUUCAGCACGUAUGUCUGAGCAAGAGUGCCGAAAAGUUCGCGCGCCCCGGGAAAGACGAACAGCUGAUUGGAGCCGCCAAGCCACGCGCAAGUCCGCCAUUUUAAACUCUGCCUUCCUAGCAAGCAACUAGCGGUCUUGUCUAUAUUUUAUCUGCGAUUACAGCCUUACAUUGGACUAUAAGUCAACACUGGUCAUGGACGCACCGGUUUACAUGAACGGACUAAACAGCUUCAAUGAUAAGAAAUUCUCCCUGAAGAGAGUGCACGACAAAAAAGAGGAGCUAAACAAUCAGAUGAAACAGCUGGACGCGCUUGAAAAUUCCCUCUUACAGCAGCGCAAGGAUCUUGAGUACAUGGACGAGACUAUCAAAGGAUGGUCGACUAGUUUUGAUAAGAUGCCUCGUAAUAACCAAGGAGUUCCUUACGUUCGCAACGUGAAGGAAAUCUGCACUGGGAUUAACAGGCUGUUGAAUGACAUUCACGGAGAUUUUUACUUUAGAAUGCAAAACUUAGUAACUGCAGAUGUGCCAUGUUUUCAACAGGUGUAUGAGGGCCUGGAAACACUGAAGAAACACAUCACGAAGAUUCUACACGACGAGAAUGCGUACAAGGCUACCUUCAUCGAGGAGAUUCGACAGCUUUUAGGAAAGAUACGAGGGGUUACAGCUACCAUGCUAGAGGUUUACUUCACCGACAAAUAAACUGAACUUCAAGUGAAAAGAAAUAAAAUAAUGUAGAAGAAUUGAGAUUUUCUUAUCAUUAAGAAAAGUAUUAUUUAUUUAUAUUUAUGAUAAAACACAGGAUAAAACAAUCAGCCAUAUCAAGCUCAAGAGGAUUCUGUUCUUAUAAUUGAAAAACAAACAAUAAACGCCAAACAAAUUCGUUAUAUGUAAGAUUGUCACAUGACACAAUUUUAUGAAGACAGUAAACGGAUAUUGUCUCAUGUAUGUGAAAUAAAAAAGAGAAAAUAAGUUUUUUUCUUUAUUACCAUCAUUAAAGCCAAAUCUUAAGUGUUA